This is a messenger RNA of Bombina bombina (fire-bellied toad), 2831 nucleotides long. RefSeq names its product cohesin subunit SA-2. Gene Ontology annotation, molecular function: chromatin binding. The coding region runs from base 1 to 2565 and encodes 854 amino acids. NCBI's taxonomy places the organism in Eukaryota, Metazoa, Chordata, Amphibia, Anura, Bombinatoridae. The record is from RefSeq and is a predicted model, not a curated record. The transcript is spliced from 24 exons. Gene Ontology annotation, biological process: sister chromatid cohesion. Gene Ontology annotation, cellular component: chromatin; nucleus; cohesin complex.
AUGGUUAUGAAAAAGUUUCAGAUUGUAUACAUAUACAUGAAGCUAGAGAUAGAUGUUGUCUCUGAUAUCAGGGCACUUUGCAUGGAAGAAAUUGGUAUAUGGAUGAAGCUGUACCCACAGUUAUAUUUGAAUGAUAGCUGCCUGAAGUACAUUGGUUGGAUGCUGUAUGACAAGGUCCCCGAGGUACGUCUUAAAAGUCUCAUAGCUCUUCAAGGACUCUAUGACAAAAAGGAUUUUGUUUCCAAAAUGGAUCUCUUUACAACCCGGUUUAAGGAUCGUAUUGUAUCGAUGACAUUGGACAAAGUUAAUGAUGUAUCUGUGCAAGCUAUGAAGCUCCUUGUGCAUAUGUCACAGCAUUGUGAAGAUUUGUUUACAGCAGAGGACUGUGAUUCCUUGUACCAGUUUGUGUAUGCAUCAUACAGACCUCUGGCCGCAGCAGCUGGCGAACUUCUGUUUAAAAGGCAUCUAAAUCAAGUGUUGCCUGGGGAAGCCAGUGUACAAGAGAUACAGAACACUCUGCUCAGUGCCAGCCAACUGAAAUCUUUGCUUGCUUUCUUUUGCGAGAGUGAGCUUCAUGAACACCUGACGUACCUUGUUGAUAGUCUCUGGGACUGCACACCUGUUUUUUUGAAAGACUGGAAAUGCAUGUCAUCUAUUCUGCUGCAUGACACCAAUGAAGAGGAAGGGGGCUUGAAUGCUGAACAGGAAAAUCUCCUCAUUGAACUAAUCCUAGCAAGUGUGCGUCAAGCAGUAGAAGCUCAUCCUCCUGUAGGAAGAGGAACAUCUAGAAAGGUACUGUCAGCCAAGGAGAAGAGAAUGCAGCAAGAAGAUAGCAUAAGAAUUACUGAACACUUUGCAGAGACCCUACCACUUCUACUGGCUAAGUAUGUAUCAGAUUCAGUGAAAGUGACUAGCCUAUUGCAGAUGCUUCAGUAUUUUGAUGUAGAAGUUUAUACUUCUGGAAGCAUGGACAGGCAAUUGGAGAGCUUGCUGAAGCAGAUUAGACACAUAGUUGUGGAACACUCAGACCCACUGGUGCUAGAGGCUUGUUCCAAAGCUUACAGCAGUCUUUGUAAAGAAGACCUGUCCAAUCACACCCGGGUUCAGCUGAGCAUGAGACAGUUGAUAGAUGAUCUUGUGGAUACCUUAGACCAAAUGCUUAAUGAUAUCUUACAAGAGGGAGAAGAGACACUGACUGCAGAAGAUGUACAUCCAAUGUCCUGUGUUUUAAGAAGGCUAGCAGCAUUUCACAAUGCCCAUAAUCUUUCCCAGUGGAAUUUGUAUCAGAGGACUUCUCAGCUCUUACUCUUUGAUGCUGAGCACCAAUGUUUGCCUGUUCAGCUUGUUCUCCCAGCUUUCCAGUGUAUGUAUUAUGCCGUUUUCUGGCUGUUGGUACUUGUUACAGAAGAAUCAACCCCCAAGGUGGAGCCAAUUUCAUUCCAAACACAAGUAACUAGUUUUUGGCAGCUGUGUAGACACUACCUGAGGCACAAGGAUCAGUCAAUAAGCGAACAGGCAUUCCUGUCACUGUGUGACCUACUUUUGCUUUUAAGUCACAAUGACAAUGUUGGAGGAAUACCAUGUGAUGCAGACUCUACUCUGGAGUCAGAGAUGCUUUUAUUUAUACAGCAGCAUGUCUUCCAGAGCGAUGAUGAGAAAAGCAAAGAUAACGAAGUGGACCAGAAUUUGAUGAGUUUACAUAGGAAGAGAAAUCUCCUAGCUGUCUAUUGCAAGUUAAUUGCAUACAAUGUUAUAGAAAUGUCUUCAGCGUCAGAGAUUUACAAGCAGUACAUGAAGACUUAUAAUGACUUUGGAGACAUAAUUAAAGAAACCUUAAGUCGAACAAGGCAGAACAACAGAAUCGAGAGUGCAAAAACGUUGGUCCUCUGUUUGCAACAGCUGUUUCAGAAGCACAAAGAAGCACAUGAUGGUGCCAACCAGUUUUCCUCUUCAUUCACUAAUAUAAAGGAGCUGGCUCGCCGCUUUUCUCUAACCUUCGGCAUGGACCUUGUGAAAUACAGAGAGUCUCUAGCUAUGAUGCACAAACAAGGAAUUGAGUUUGCUUUCCGAGAGCGAGCAGCUGAAGAUGGUCUCCCUCCACCUAACCUGACAUUUCUUACCUUAAUCAGUGAGUUCUCCAGCAGACUUCUUAAACCUGACAAGAGGCUUGUGUAUGGAUACCUGCAAAGAUUUGCUAAUGAUCAGAUGUUGUUACACAAAGGAGAAGCAUGGCAACCAUUAGUCGUAUAUAGUAAUUCCCUGCUAGAUAACCAAGAUGAUGAGAGCUCUUUUACAAGCAGCUACUUUUCCAGUCCAGCCCAAAACUUAAAGAGGAAGCAGUCAUACGAAAGCAUUUCUGGAAAUGGGGAGAAUGAAACGCACCCAUCAGAGGUCCAGAUCAGAAAUAUUCUUGUCAAAAAGCAGAUACCUCAUGACUGUACAUCAUUGAACAACCAAUCAACUUCAUUUGAACAGAUAUCACAAAAUAUAUACUCUGAUGAAGGGAAUAUUGAGGUUGAUGUUGAUGAAGUUGUUACUCAGGUAUGUCCUGAGGUACAGCAGUGACUUCUGCCACUGUUUUGCAGUUCUGAUAAGGUACUUGCUGUAUAUUACUAAGUGGACCAUCAAUGAUGAUUUCACACACCUCACUCCAAGAGAGCUUAUUUCAUAUGCAUUUCCCACCAGUGUACUACUGUUUAAUGGCUGAAAAUAAUCAGAAAUACAUUUAAAUAUUUUGGAAUCAACUAACUAUAUAUAGCUAUUGGAUUAUAUAUCUUAUAUAUAAUUGUAAAUAUUAACGUCUGUGUGUGUAUACAGUUGCAAGAAAAAAU